AGACGCAUGCGCAGGAAGAAGCAAUGGUCUCCACCGAGACGAGCGUACUCUUUCCUACGCGCAGGAUUUCUCUCGCUCCGAGAAACGCAUCGGUGCAUGGUAGAUCGCAUACACAAACACAAAUGCACGCACAACAACAAGAGGAGAGCCUUUUUAAUCCAAAAUGGACGUCGUCGUCCGCACGGAACCUCUGGGCCGCAUUAGGUGUGGUGUUUGCGGUCUUCGCGUGUUUUCGUCGCUAGCGCUGACCAGCAUGUAGUUCGAGCGGCGAAAAAAAGAAAACGGCUGGUGGUAUCUUGGUUCGGCGAUCGAGGCGGGAUUGGUGAGGUGGACGCGGGCGUCGGAGGAGACGGGGCGGGCUAUGUUGGCCUGGCGGACGCGCUACUGCUGUUUCGGCUGUACCGUCAAAGAAGGCACCCUAGUCGUGGGGAUCGCUAUCAUAGUACUCCGCAUCAUCAACCUCAUAUUUAUUUCGCUGGGAUACUCGCAGCUCGACGAGAUUCAGGAGGAGGCCUCUUACAAGCUGACAUGGCUGCCAACACUGUUUGUUACCGGGAUGGUGGACUGCGUGGUCGAGAUCGUCGCCUGCAUUCUUCUUGUCAAGGCUGCCAGUGACGAUAACCGUUACCUUCUGAUUCCGUGGCUCGUGUACAACAGCCUUUGCAUCAUCUCCCACGUGGUCGGGGCCAUCCAUUUCUUCUUUGUGUCCGUCUACGUCGGCCUGGCUGGUGUGAUUGGUGGUAUCCUGGUCAUCAUUUUGAGUGUUCGGAUCUACAUCUUCGUCAUAGUGGCGGUCUACUACAAGCUGCUGCUCCAAAGCCUGCCCUUCGUGCUCCAGAGUGACGAGGAGGUGGAACUCAUCAGCCACAGUGGCUCGCCGGGGCUCGAGUCCAACGGUUCCGGUGCCAGUCCGGAUUUUGGCGGAUCUCUGGUGGAGUUUCCCGGCGUGUCCAUAUGAAGCUCUGCCGCCACCAUGCUCAGUGCCACAGCGCGGGUGCCCCCUCCUCUCCGCGCGCUUUGGCGACCCCAGUGCCACCCAGCAACGCCAGUGUCCGCCGUCGGAUGUCAGCUUGGAUCUAGUCCGACGGAAGUCGUCCGGCUUUUUUCCGAAGUGACCUCCGGCCGGAGGUACGUCGGAGCGGAAAUGGCUUCACUUCCAACGAGACGUAGCUGCCGGUUGAGGUUAGAACGCGCGUUUUCCGUUCGUUUGCCGUUUGCUGAGCGUCUUUGAAAGUGGGUGCGGCUUCGGCUCUGCCUCCGGUAGUGGUGCAGACUCUCCGAGGUAUGCCGGGCGUCCCGUAAUCGGCAAUGCCCCGUCGUGACAACGGGCGUUGCGACUUGCUUGUCCAGGACCGAAGCGUGCCGCCGUUCGUUUUCGGCACUCCGCGUGCUUCCGGAUGCUGCUGGGCUGACUCCGCGCUUGUCAGUGUUGCUUUGUCCGUCGCCAAGUUUCGAGUGCCUCCACCUGUCCUUUUGAAUCCGGAGAUGACCAGCUUUUCGAAUUAACUCUUCGGCCGUUUUUGAGCACCGUCGUUCGAUUGCGGGCACCUUGGGGACCUUCGUCGGCUCGAUACUUGAACACACCGUAGUUUCUAUUACACCUAGUAAUUGAGCUUGGGUCUCAUUAACCUUGGAAAUAAAUGGAAUCCGUAUUCGCCCUACGCGGCAGACUUGUGCCACGAUUUCGAAGGUUUUUCGUAAGUGGUUUCUGCUUCCGUGGAAACCGGGUCCGCGUUUAGUCUCGUAGUGAUAGUUUCGUUGAACACCGAAAUUGCAACACUUCGUCGACUGAGCUAGCGGUUCUGUCACGUCUUCUUUAUUUGAGGGCCUUUCGCGGUGGGCGGGUCAAAAUCUAGUCAAAAUGGUGCUGUGGUCGUUGUCCGCCAACUUGCGUCGCUCGCUUCGUUUCUUGCUUAAAUCAUCUAAGACGGGGGGAGCGUGCCACUAGUUCCACUUCCCCUCUUGUGGGUGGCUUCCCCGUAGCUUCUGAAUCCUACCAAAGUUAAGGGGUCUGCUUCAAAAGUAAGAAAAAAACCAAAGAAAAGUGAAGCUGCCUCUGCCAACUGCCACCUCCAACAUGGCGCCGCUGUAACACUAGUCGUUGAGGGCAUCCUGUGCACUUUGGAGCGUAGCUGCGGCCUCUUUGUCUUUCGGUGUGCGCCUCUCGAGCUCCGGUUUUUGAUAAUCUCGCCAACCCGCCAAUCACGAGAAAGGAUGAUGAAAGGUUUGUCAUCACCUCACCAUCUUUACCUAAAGGGGAGCUACAUCAGUUUUUUUAGCUACGCAAACUAAACACAUUUUUAGAAUACCCCGGUUUUACACUUUCUGGCAUGCUAUUAUGGUCUCUAAAUUCAAAUUAGCCAGUGAUAAAACGUCAAAUGAAGGCGUUGCCAAGAGCAACAUUCAAAUUUUUCCACGCUUAACUUGCGAGUUUAGCAGGUGGUCUAAGAAACAGUAUUUUGUGCGUGUAUUUUUUUUUUUUUUCUGCUGGCUCGAGUUUGACCAGCAUCCACUUCCCACCGUCAAACUUCCUGUAAGCUUCCAGGAACGAGCCGCACUGCCCCCAUGUUGCCCGACAUCUGACUUAGUGAUUUUCGUGUUGCCGGUAGAGCCCUGGGCACCUCAGACCAAAUAUACAACUUCAAAAACUUUGGGAAAGAAAAAAAAAAAAUUAUUGUGGUUCAUAAUUUGGGGUUUUAGUUCAGAUGUGUCCAUUAAAAUGUGUUGGACCAAUUUUGAGACAAGUCAGCCACUCAAAAUUUUGCCUUCGUUCAUUUGUUGCCUGCACACUGUCUGUAAGCCACACUUGUAAGAGCGGUCCAGCAUUCUGAAAAUGGCAAACGCGUCGUGAAUGCCACAGCCGCAAGGGCUGUGUGUUUGGCAAGUCUGUUCAGUUUUUGCUUUUAAUGACUGCGGCCGGGGCGUACGUAAGAGAAGCAGGCGUGCGGCAUUAAGUUAUGUUAGUCUUCCUCGGAUGAACUGCACCUGUUCUGAAGUGUCUCGUGCCGCAUCUUUAAAACUUUUGUUAGGCUCCAGUGCCAUUGGGCCUCUUGGGGUCGUGCUUAUGCAGACUUGGAUAUGUGAAUUUCGCACAGGGGUUGGUCUAUUAUCUUAUUGCAUGUGAAUUUAGUAAUGAAAAAUGGGUACUUGGGCGGCCGAGCGUUGGGAUAAAUAAGGAUGGGGUCCUGUACUAGACAUAGUAAACAUUCAACUUGGUAAGGUAUAGCGGUAGACUAGUGGAUGCAUAGAAACUCUUUCUGAAGGUGCAAAUGUCCUGCUAUGGAGACAAAGGAGAGAACACCACUGCAAAAUAUGCUCGGGCAAAAAGCUGAAGAAAAGAAGGCACCACCGCAACACUAGCAACUGUGUGUCAAACGAGCGCUUUCCGAGAGAAAUCGGAGCAGGGUAGACUUUCUUUCUUCUUUAUAUGUAAACUUGUCCCAUUGAAGACUUUUUUCUAUAAAAAUUAUAUUUAAAAUUGGCAAGUUGCACGGAAAUUGAACAAAACAUUUGUUUGGCCUUGGGGUGGUGCUUGUUGCUCUCACUAUUAAUUCCUGGCUAUCUGUUUUUUUCGUUCAAGAGUUCUUCAUUGUGGUACAGUUGGAGUGGCAAUGGAGGUCUCGAGUGACACUCAUGAUCACCGUAUUUUCUGGGCUAUAGUCUGCACCCAGUUUACAGUAAGUCGCAAAGGCCAAUUUAGGCCGAAAAAAAAGUUUUUGCCUAGAUAGUCCACAUUCAGUGCAUAGUCCGCACAACAUGCAUAAUCCGCACCUUGUGCUUAGUCGACACGAAAAUCUUCUGAUAGAUGGCACACCUUGACAAAUGUCUGUUUUCUUAGCUCACAAAGAAGCUUGUGUUGUGCAUAAAUCAUCAACAUACUCUUUCAUUCCCAAAAUUUGUCACGUCUCGUCAUAAUGAACGAUCUUGAAAAAACUAAAUUCCUGUGUAUUCUGUAGGCAUAGAUAGACUGCACAGGGGGGGGGCUUAAAAUUUCAGCUUUAAAACAUGUGGAGUCAGUGGACUAUAACCCAGGAGAAACGGUAGUAGCCAAGGGGUUAAAGGGACCAUGAAAGAAUUUUCUGAUUGUUACUUAAUAGUGACCCCUUUAAAUCCCAAACGUUUGUGGAACUCGGAAUCUUUUGUAACUUCAGUGCGUCAGCUUUAGCAGGAAAAAAAACAAAAAAAAACAACAACAAUGAAAACCAGAGUUUGAUGUGUCCUCAGCCCGCCAACGAAACGAGCAUUCACGUGUCGUGACAUCUUGGGCCUUGGUGAUACUUUUGGUGCCCGCAGUUCUCGCUCUUCGGCACAUGUCUUCGCAGUCACAUGCCUAGGUCGAAAGCUUACAGCACGUGUUCUGCACCAAGAAACGUGAGGAAGACUGCAUGCUGUGCGUUCCGGCAGCCCGAGGACUUUUUCUAGCCUGGUUUGUACGUAAUUUUGAGGCCGUAGUUUGCUUUGCUUUGAAGGUUUUCCCUUUGUUAGUCAUUGUUUUUGAGGGUCAUUUCAAUUUUUAAACUUGUCCACUUUCGUAAACAUGUUUACAAUUAGAGUUACCCGACUAGAGAGACCAUUUCAUGAUGUAACAUUCAAAUGUCCCAUUCGUUUUCUUUCGACAAUUUCACCAAAUUUUGUACAAUCGCUCGGUAGAUUGCCUCACCGAGUCGGCAUGCAUUGCUCUGCUUCUAAGCGUACCAGACUAUACCCCAUUUCAGCUUAACUUGGCAGACGACGUAAACUAGUGCCUCGUCCCCUCCUCCACGAGAUAUGCAUCCACGCCGAAAAGUAGUCGUGGUACGUUUCUGCUUUGAAUGCAGCAGACCUUUUGUCAAAGUACCGAGCAGCAGUGAGGACACUGGGAGCGUAGGUAUGUGGGCUGCACGUGCUUGCCUCAUCUUCGUAAAGGUUUUAAAGUAGGGCUUUAACGAAUGCAUGUGCAAAGUUUCACGGCAAAAUUCCACUUGAGCAGACUUCAAGCUUCUUAAGGAAAUGUUUUAAAGUGGAAGUUAACUGAAUGCCUAUAAUACAAUAAAAAAUUUUGGUAGGGACGUUUACAGAAGUUUGUUUAUCGGAGUAGUUUGUUCGAGUGGUAUUUCACUGCAUUUAUCUUACAUUUCACUGCAGAUGCCAGCACGUGCUGGCAUCUGCAGUAUUACUCAAUUGUUUUUUGCGCAUUCAUUUUCACCUCAGAUUGAUACUGUUAGGAAUGUUUCUUUUCACAUACGUUGGAAUUUUGUUGGGCCUUCCGAGAGUGCAGUUGCCCUGAGCAAUCAAACAAUCAUUUGGAAAUCGGUGUUCCUGAAGCGGCUUCGUAACAUGAAUUGGCAAGCCAAUAUAUAGCUUUGCGGAUGCUUAAAUGGCUCUCUGAAACAGUCUCCCCACAUGUACACGGCGCUUCGGGAGCGGCAGACACUCCUCCAACUUUUUGGUUCAACAGCAGACGACAACUGCCUGCCUAGCAGACGACAGCUGCCUAGCAGACGACACCCGCCUCCUGUGUCCUGCACUUCCGGUGCAGUAAUACGUACGCUCCUGCGGAAUGGUGUUGUAUUCCUCAGUCCUAAGCUCUUGGUCCUGGUCCAGAUGGUGCAAUAACCCAAGCAAUUUUGGUGUUUUGUCCCUUAGAACGGGUUUUCGGGCUGUAGCACAAACUCCUGGGAUCGGGUCCGACUCAAAAUGGGUGAGCAACUCGAAUAUCUUGGACACGCUUGUGGAGGCAGCAAGCAGCCAGUCAGGAACGCAAUAUUUUUGCGUGACCUCCACUGUACUGAUGAUGACAAUAACUUGAUGUAGGUUUUAACAUAAUUUUGUUUAGCAAUGGAUCCUUUUUGCGGCUAAAUGGCUUCGGUGAGAUCAGUUAGGGUCCUGAACAUUAUUUAAAGGUAUUAAAGCACGUAACUAACGCUUUUGAGUUGAACCGGUGCAAGAAAAUUAGCAUUUUAACGACGACAUAGCUAUUCGAAUUUGAGUGGUCGCUACGGUGCUUGUUGCUGGUGUUGCGACGUCGAGACACUGGGCAAAAUUGCGCCAUCUGAAACGGCCUUUUUGGAUUACUGAGGGCCUGGCCUCCGCAGUUUGCCGGAUUAUCGUGAACUGGAGCAUAGCUUGGGAUUUGCAAGGGGUGACCAUUUGCAGUGCUGCACCGUUUUCCUUGUUAUGCAUUCAUCUCGACUUUCUUUUUUUCUCGUGUUUUGCAGGGGGACCUUGGCGAAUUCAGAAUGUAUUUAUGGUGGACGCCUUAUUUAGGCUGGUUUAAGUUCCGAUCCCAUCGUGUCUCAACAAGUGGAAAGCCCCCAUUUAGUGCACCUCUAAAAUGUCCAAAAAUCAAGAUUGUGGCAAAAAAAGAAAAAAAAAAUGGUACCAAACACUUUCACGUAAUAAGGCACAGAAAUUCAUACUGCUGUAGAUCCCGUUGCAUUUUUUUUUAUGUUCACCUUUGGUUUUGCUUAUAUUUAGCUUCGUGUAAAUGUUUGUUGACUUCUGGCCCUCUCCGACAUCUUUGGCCUCUUUUGUGGGCCCCAGCUUUGUGCUGCAUCGCAACAUAGAAAUGUGACUCCGAAAAUGCUCACAAGCGUAUGCCAUUUUUGCCCCAUCGAUUACUCGUGUCGCUUCAUUUCCCGUGCACCAAUAUCCUUUUUUUUAUCCUUCGAGACUCGUAAAAUUUGCUGGUGCGGACUGAACAGACCGUCUAACCAGUAAACAUUCUCUUCCUUGUGCCCCAUGUGAAAAAGAUUAAGGCGGGCGAACGUGCAAGCUUGAAGUUAUUUUUGUUUCCUAUGGAAUUCCUAGAGAAAACUGGACUGGCAAUUCUAUGUUUCAUGUUUUCGUGUCUUUCCCUUUCUAUUUUAUGACCGCGUGCCUACAUGCUCAUCAAAUUGAAGUGUCCCCAGGACAUUGUUUUGCAGCAACAUAUUUGUUGUGCCCAAGGCACUCUUCUUCAAGUUGCAACUAGAAAUUGAAUUGUUGGCAUUCAGCUUUGGCUCAUGACCAAUACCAAAGAUGCAAGCGCAGCGCAACAAGGAACAAAUUCGCUGCCUCCCUCCUUAACCAGGCUUUCGGGUUAUCUUCCGGGAUUAUCUCGAUGGUGGAGCAUCAUCUUAGUGAUUUCGAGAAAGAGCGAGCCGGCGCAAGUUUGCUUUGAUUAUUCCCUAACACGUCGGCACUCGAAGUCCGACGAGGUCGUCCAUCGUAAAUUAGCAUUUCGUUGCGCUGCUGGUUUUACCCGGGACAGCCCACCCAUGCUCGAUGCUGGCAAGGGAGUGCACCGUCGAGGCGGUAGCACGUCGAUACCAUUUAGCCGUAUGCAUGUAAGCCGUAAUGCCACCGCACCCAUAGUCUUGUGCGUGCCACACGCUUCAAAGACGCUCACAAAUGCCGAUUCGCCGGAUCUUCCACGGCGGGCGUUGGAACAAAGGACCACAUACCCUUACUGCAUUUUGUUUUUUCUAGCUAGACGGCACGGGAGCGCGUGCCAUGCUCCCGCGUCGGCCGUAAGAGAGAGGGAGAGGGUGGUGUGGACGGUCGGUUCUGCUGUCUGGCAGGGUUGCCAAGCGAACGUUCCGACUCGGGCGUUCAACGAAAUUUAUACGAGCGUUGCACGUGUCGGAGAGCGCUCCCGCCGAUUGUAAUGUCAAGCCAAGAUGUUCUCGGCUCGACGUCGGCUCUUGCAGUGCCCUUGUGGAGAAAGUGCCCCCUCCCCCCUUCGAGAUGCGCUUGGCAGGUUUGCGAUUUCGUCUGCAAGGAGCUACCAAGUAACCUGGACCCUCCGAAAUAUCCCAAUAGAGAAACGUUUGCUUGCAUGCACGGACGUUGGUCCUGCAUAAAAUAGAAGAACGAGGAUGCGGGAAACUCGGAUGCCCUUGAGCUUUGCACCCAGCCUCGUUGCCGAGCCAUCUGGUACCGACUUUGGAAGUUGACGGUGCCCGACGGACCUUCGCGGUACGUCCUCUGCACAUUUUCGAUAACCGAAAUUGCCAGAAAUCUGUUUUUGCAGAAACUUCAAAACAGACGUCUGCAGUGAAAGUACUUUGUCGUCUACUGCCGUUUCCUAGCGUCGUUCGAUCCAGAUGAAUCCGUUCUGGCUUGUGAUUGGUUGUCCCAUAAAGGCCGAUUAAUGUAAACCUUUUGCGGAACGAGUAGCGCGAUGAAUGUGGCGAUGACUCCAUUUAGGCAAAAAAAGCGAGCGUGCAAUGUGGCUUCCUAGCUGCGCCGAGGAUUACUCCUGGAGGAUUACGGACACUCGUCUGAUGAAGCCGUCUUCCCUUGGGAGAGGUCUGUUUGGCCAGUGCAAUAUUUUUGUUACCUCUAGAUGGUGGUGCUUUUGCAGAAAAGAGACAAUAUCGACUUGAAACGUCAGAAUGUCUUAGAAAGUCUAAGACUGCGUCAGGAUCCGUUUGGGCAGUCCAAAUCCUGUCGAGCGCAGCUUCGAGCUGGGGCAGGCGGAGGGCCCUUUCUGGCUGUACAUACAAAGGACUCCACCCUGUUUGCAAAAUGGGGCUGCUUCUUCCCUACGGAGGGCGUCGUUUUUUCAUCUUGCAACAAACUAUUCAGUGUAGUCAACAUGUAUACGAAAGGUUGUGAGACUCUCGGCUUCACAUUUUUACACACCUCGUAGACGUAGCGCUUUUUUCAAAACGUGGUUUCCAGCGUCGACACACUUUUGGCGGCUCUUUUCGUAGCUCUAGGUAGCUUUUUUACGGCAACGACUCCGAAAACUUGCCCCCCCCUCCCCCCCACUGCCGCAUUCGCCGUGAGCGGUUCCGGUCUUCGGCGUGCCUCCCUCCCGCCCAUAUUGCACCGUGGCCGGCGUCCCAACUGAGAAACGCCGUCGCGACAGGCACCUUCUGCACCCCACUAUCGAUCGCGAAGAAACGUUUGCCUCAUGUUCUUCUCCCUAGGCUUAACGAAGGGCUUCUUUCAAAAUGAAAGCAUUUAGGAAGGACGUAGCGAGUCCCAGUCGUCGCUAGCAUCGCAGUUGCACGAGGACUCUACUUUGCUAAACCUUUGAAGAACGAAAAACGAUAGAAUGACGCGUCCCGUGUCGUCUUGACCACACCACCCCCGUCAACAAGCGAGUCCUUCGGGCGUGGCGACCCGUGUUCACCGAAUUCGGCAAAUCUGAAUCCUUCGAGCACAGCGAUUCUGAUUCGCCGAACACGAAAGAUUCACUGCACCGACGACUGAAUCGGGGUUCCCAUGCCGCGUCGAACGGGAUUUUGAACUCGUCCCAACUGGGCAGCGACCUCCAAGCUGACGUUCAGUUCGCAUUUUCCGCCCGUCUUCCGCUUGCCUUCUUCGCCGCCUCGAAAGUUUGACUUCCUCCUCUUCGACUGGAAAGUGCGUGAAGCUUUGUCCCCCUCUCGCGCUUCCUCCUCGUGUUUCGUCGCGCGUGACUCGCGCCUUCGAAAACUGCCGAAAAUCUUUCGAUGGUUUGUCUGGGUUCGAGUUCUCUAUCCACAUUAUGAUUCAGAGGACUUGCCCUCACCUCAUAUCCCUUGCUUUACCCAGGCGUAGCGAGGCACUUUCCCCCUUAAGCUUCUUUUUGUGCACUGUUUCACAUUAAGUUCGGCAGCAGCCAACGCUACUACUCGACGGAGCCGAUCGAGCGGUGCCAAAAGUGUAUCGUCAGGUGCUCGUCGUGCUUGCUACCACCGGCACGACCGUUCGCAAACAAGCGAACGUAAAGUGGUCCCAUGCUCUUUUUGCAUGCACGAUUGGUCUCGCUAGUGAUGGGGGGCAAACGCGCUAAGGAAACGAUCACCGAGACGACGGCUUCGACAGAUCGUAGUGUUGGCUGCGGUUGAACUCGACGAAAGAAGGAACGCAGCCUUUGCACGGCCGUACGGGAAUGCGUGUUCGUUCUCGGCCGCCUUUAUUUAUUUCGCACGAAGCGGCCAACUUGUUUCAUGCUUUCCGAGCACCGUGGACGGCUGCGACGGCUCUGUUCGAACGAAAGUCGAAAUCCCGUUUCGUGCCACCCUUUAUACCCCGCGGGGCACGCGUUGACAAGCUUUCGACGAUACCCGAACUGUUUUCGCUUCCUCGCCGCACCGCGUGCACGCCGGUCGCAACAGCCAAGUGCCUACGUUACCGAACCUAGCCGAAUGCGUUUGCUGUCCCGCUCGUUGACCGCACUUCGCUCUGCCGCCGAGCCGAGAUGGCGGGCAGGAGCUACGUACCGGCCGGACGAAUCAAGCCAUCGGCAUUGCGCGAUGUGACUGCUCAUCACGAGUGAUUACGUACCCAAGGCACGGUUGUCUAUGCCGUCGUCUGUUCGCCCUCGGUUCCCGGAACAUGCCUCUGAUUGGCGUCUACCAUCCCAUUGUGACCUAGCGUCGAAAGUGGUAGCUGGAGUGGCAACAAACAAUGUCGUGGGAGCCAAAGUCCAUGGGCGUAGGAAGCUUCUGGUGGCAGCAUGAGGCCACCGGAGGUGAAGCCAGGAGUGUGGAGGGACACGACCCCAAUGGUGACCAAAACCAAGAGACGCUAUUGUACGAAAAGGAGAGCCGUCUCAACAGCUGUUUUGGUGGCCCCGAGGGUGGUUGAAAGAGCUUUUCAGUCAGAUCUCGUUUUCGUCCAGUAGUGUCUCUCGGUUUAGGUCGUCGUUAGGGGCGUGUUCCUCCACACUCCUGGCUCCCCCCUUUGGGGUUGUCACAUUGCCUCAGAAAGCUUCCCAUCUCCGUGGCAAACGACUUUUGAUCCGCAGACAGUGCCACUAAAUAAGCUAUGCUUCAGAGGAACGACACUCGCCCGUAUUGUGGCUUGAAAUCAUGGUUGCAAGUUAUCUGAUGCUUUAUCUGAAAUCGCAGGAAACGCUUUUCCGUCCUCCACUAAUGUUUAAACAAUUUGCGGCAGAGCAAAGCAAUAUUGCGUGAGCUUCCUAACACCGAAUCGAACACUGAGGAAAUCACACUUUCGAAUCAUGACGAUAGGCAGUUGCAUCUGCUUUGCACAAGCACCAAAAUGGCGGUGCCCGCAGCAGUGUUGGCGAACAAAGUGCCGAUACACCAAGCGCAGCUCAUUUAGUGGCUAUAGGCGGAAUAUGACGCUAAACGCUAUGAUGUGCGGGCAGAAUAAGACUCGAAACGCAAGUUGCAGAUGCGUUCCAGGUGCCGUAGCUCGGCCGGUGCACAGAUCCUGGCCCGCCACCGGCCCGGGUUUGGCAGUGGGCGGUGCGUGGCGCACAUAGUCGUCGGUUCUGUUUCUCGAACCGCAGUGCGCGGUGGUUAUUCCUUUCGCCGACAACCACUGCCCGGACAAGAGUCGGCUUUCUACUACUGUCCCGGUAGCCGAGACUAGCAAUUUUUAAGGGAAGUCCUAGACUAGCGUGCAAGAAUGCAUUUCAUGGAUUUCGUCUUCGUCAUUUUUUUUUGUUCUCUUUUUUUUUCUUCGGCGUCCAGAACAGUGGCGGCCAACGUUGUGGCCGGCGCGGGGUAUUUCGGUCCCCCGAUCUACGCUGUGGUCCUUCGGGGCGAGUUGUUAGGAGUUCUUCGUUACGUAGCCAAAAGGCGGGAAAAAAAAAAAGAAACGAACCGUGGAGCUCAGAUUCUAGCAGCUUUCUUUUCUGAGAAGUUUGCUGUUUCUUCCGUUUCGACGCUGAAUGUUUUGAGUCUGUUGAGAGGUAUUUAUUUGUCGAAGGAAGUGGGCAUUGCGUGCCGUCUGUGACCCGACCCGCUUUUGAUGAAGUCUAAAUUUUUUUCCUCAAAAUGUGCCGUUUUACGUCAAUGGCAUGUGGCUAAUCGUACUCAAAACUUUGUUUUCUCUCGGUGUGUUUUUUAUAUAUCAACAGCCCGUGAUAUGUGAUUCAGGCUUUAUUCGCCUUUCUUGUUCCAAAACCUAAGCUCCAGCCAAAGGCUAGAAUGGAGCAAAUAUGCGGCGAACGAGACAAACUUGGCCUUACGGCGUGUUUGCUUUGCACACGGCGUCGACAGCCACGUUUCGCCACUAUGUGCAGAGCAAAUGCCAUUGGGCAAAAUUCGUCGCUUCUUUGCAGCAUAUUCUCAAAGUCCAGCCCUUGGCAUGCAUUAUUUUUAGUUUUUCCUAAAGUGUUUUUUCUUCAGCUUUGAGACGACAUAUGUGAAAAAUUGCAAAAAUAAAGCCAAUAUUUAUUAGGUUUUUUCUUUUAAAUCAGGUAAGGCUGUUUGAAAGUUUGUUAUUGACAGUUUCUCAUACACUGAAUGGUGCUUGUUUCUUAUGUGUUCUGCUUUUCUUUUGAUAUAGCCCCCAUCAGAAUGAAAGGGCCGUUUUAUGUGUGAGCCAAAAUUCUUUGACUCCUUUUCACCUCAAGAACCAUAUUAAAAUCUGCUUGGUUCCUUGGGGAGUGUUACUAAUUUCCUCCUUUAUUCAGUGAAUCAAGUUACUUGUAUACGCAAUUAAGAUAAUUUAUUUGUUAUUUUGUCAUGAUGUACACAUUUUGACACUCGUAAAGAUGUUUUUUUUUUUCUUAAUUUUCCGAGAGCCAAAGGUUGUUGAAACUGCUUUUUGCAGUGAAGGCGCUAUGUGCUAAACUUUUUUUCUUUUCUUAAGGUGACAAGUAUAGUAUCUUUUAAUUGGGUCUCCAUGCAAUGUGUUCAAAGUGUGUUGAGACAAAUAUUUAGAAUUUUUUUUCAACGACUCGUUUAUUGUCCGGAGUUUAUGUCUGUGUUUGAACUGUGCGAGUAAAUUAUUUCGGCACAACCUGUUUCCACCAUCGGUGUUGACAUGACAAAGCAGCUAAAGCGAUGUUUCUACAAUAUUGCCAUAGGUUGGCUACCCAACAGUAAUCAGCUUGCAGUAACCACCGUGGCAACAUAGAUUUAUGUAUCUGUUGCUUUGUUUUUCAGGACACUAUAUAUAUAGUGGAUUGUUUUCUCUUGCUUGUCAAGAGAUCCAAUGGUUGUGGCACCUUGAAUAUUUAUCGAAGGAAGAGUUGCGUGUUGUGCGUUUUGACACGGCUGUCCGAUAUUCGACUACACAAUUGUUGCCUUUUCUUCGUGCUUGAUAGUCUUGCCCUCUCACACCCUUUUUUUCCCAAGGCAUUGCACAAAUUGCAAGUGCAAAAGGUGAAAAUGCUUUUCUGUUUGCAUUACAAGUUGCUAGUCAUAUUUGUUUUUAGGAACAUUGUUUUCUGCUCGUGUUUGUUGAAGGCGAGCUUAAACAGGAUCAGUGCUGUUUUGACGUAUUUGCAUUGGACUUUUGAAGCAUGCAAAGGAAGCAUUGCUCCUCUCUCAUCGUGGGCUAUAGCACGUUGGCAGACUUGAAGUCAGCAUUGUACACAGACUGCACAAAAUAUACUCGAAUUUUUUCUAGUCAGCCUCCUCUAAUGUAUCUUUUUACCAAGUACAGUUGGCUUUUGCUUAGUUUGGUUUCUAACAGCAGUCAAAGACACCUCUGGUGUAUUCAGUGUUUGGUGAGAUGAAUCUCUUCUGGACUAACAAGUGUCUUGUGCGUUUCUUUUGAAACAUCGAUGGACAUUUCUGCAUCGUCUGAAUGAGGUUGUGCUUCUAAUGGGUUGAGGCUGCGUUCAGCGUCAAGUUACUGUUUUGGAGUUGCCCUGGUGUGACCCGAGUUGCACCGAGCUUGCUCCAAACUGCCCACUGAAAUUCACCCAUGGUGGGAUAUGUGUACGUUUUCGCUUAAAAGAUUGUGAGCGUGACCGACUACGCGCCUUUGAGGAUGUUUUGUGCGUUUAGUCCCUGAACAUAACUUAGGUUGUCUUGAAGUAUUUGCCGUUCGGUUUUUGGCCAUCAUUUGUGAACACUUAUCAGCAUUUCUUGAUUGUUUGGAUGUUGUUUUUUGUUGAAAUAAAUCUAAUCGCUGAUAGUUUGGA
This is a messenger RNA of Ixodes scapularis (black-legged tick), 13807 nucleotides long. RefSeq lists its product as uncharacterized. NCBI's taxonomy places the organism in Eukaryota, Metazoa, Arthropoda, Arachnida, Ixodida, Ixodidae. The record is from RefSeq and is a predicted model, not a curated record. The transcript is spliced from 6 exons. The coding region runs from base 362 to 958 and encodes 198 amino acids.